Babesia bovis T2Bo is the source of this 701-nucleotide messenger RNA. RefSeq names its product LSM domain family protein. The coding region runs from base 9 to 635 and encodes 208 amino acids. The transcript has 4 exons. NCBI's taxonomy places the organism in Eukaryota, Apicomplexa, Aconoidasida, Piroplasmida, Babesiidae. The record is from RefSeq and is a predicted model, not a curated record.
UUCAUCCCAUGGAACGGGAAGAACGUUUUAACAUUUUGAGUCCACAUUUCGACGCUCUAUCAUUGCUAAAUGAAUCUAAUAAUGUAGUUUUUGACCCUAUAAAGGAUCGUUUCUAUUCAGCAUUGCUAGAUAGCAUUUCUGAAGAGGCUCUUCACCGGAAAAUAUGGGAGCUUAGGGACUCCCGACUGUCAAUUGGACGAUUAUCGCAUGCUCGUUUUCUUCUUCCAUGGUCAUUUCAGCCUGUCAGUAGUUUUAGCGAUGAAUCUUCGACAAAUACUGAAUCCCCUUCCAUUGUUCGUCGAAAUCGUUUGAAGAAUGAUCUUCACAUAUUUGUGGAACGUUCAAAGGGCGAGGCUGAGUUAUCGAAACGUCUUUUGGAGCUCCGUCUUACUGGGUACACAGUAACUCGGAACGGGUGCUAUAAUUUUUUGCGUUUGGCUUAUGCUGCAGAUAGGUAUAUUACGGCCAAUGUAAGGACAUCAUCUGGCAACACAUGUGUGCAAUAUCGUGGUCGUUUAAUGUUUUUUGACCGUGAUUCUAACGUAAUACUUAGUGAUGUGAAAGUAGAAGAGGGGGGCAAUUUGCCUUUUAUCUACAUCAGUGGAUCUAACGUUGUUAGCUUUCUGUGCGAUUGAAUAUACGUGAAUUUUCCUUGAUGAAUGCUCUAAUAUCAGGUGGCAGGAUGAGGAAAAGUGUUUUGG